UUUAAACGCGUUGCUUAUAUUCAUGAUCGUUGACAGCAGGACCGAGGAUGAUAUUGAUCUGUUCUAGUCCGUGUCCGUGAACAAGAAGAUCUUCAGUAUAAUGAGUACUUCUUUGACAGAUCCGCGGCUGCUUGAUUUUGAGGCAUUGACGCCCUCAGCUGCAGCCGGAGUUGAAAGCGUGCAGAACACCGAAGAAGCACCAAAGGAGAAUUGCAGCAAUGAUUUAUCCACGGUGGACGGAUCUUUUUUGCAUCUCCAAAUUGUGCGUGACGUAUCCCAGACUGGAGGUCCCGAGGCGGAAGCUGCUACCGCAACGAAUGUCUCUAGCGGUGGCGUGUAUGGAAGAUUUUUGCAAUGGAUUUUCCUAGGAAUUAUGAUGCCGGCUGCUUUCGGAGCCGAUGCCAACGAGGAACUUGACAUAGUGCACCAGCAGCGCGUUCACUAUCCGGAUGGCCGACAGACUUACCGCAUCGUGUGGUCAGCCGUCGUUUCUGCCCUAUGCAAGCGGGAGACGAAAAUACGACCAAGUCGUGUAACUGUCGUUGAUCCGGCUUUUGCGGAGUGGCUCCGGAAAGAAGGGCUGUCCGUGCGAGCGCAGUUGCAGACUAAGGUUGAUCUCGUUGCGCGUAACGCUGCAAUUGUACGACAAGAAGAGGCAGACGGUUGUGCAGGAGAAAUAUCGAAGGUAUCGUUGUCAGCCUGGGUUGGUAACACUUUGUCCCGAAUACUCGCGCGGUCAAGGGACAUUAGCGGUACUCUGAUCUUCGCAGAAGAGAACGCAGUAGCAGUUCCUGACCGCCCGACACUAAAACUACAAGACGAUCAGCAUCAUCACAGUCACAGUGGUCGUGGUCUCACCCAAUCAUCUGGUGGUGAAGAUGAUGAAAAUCUACCACAAAAGAAAAACGCUGCUGGUUCUUCAUCGGAGGGCUUCGUUGGAGUUUCUGCCCAAACACGUGCUGCAGGCGAAGGCGUGGCGGGAGUUAGCGAAACCGACGCUCCGCCUACGAUUUUUGCUACUUCUUUAUUUCGAAAGGACAGCCGGGUUGUCAUCCGAGGGUUGCAGUCGGCUGAGGGAAAGCUACUAAAUGGACUCUUGGGAGCAAUUCUCGAGGAUACACCCAACUCCGCAGGCAGGUGGCGUGUGAACAUUUUAUCGACAGUGAACAUGCAGGCUGCAGUGGCUUUGAAGCCUGAGAACUUGUGGAAACCACAAUUUUCACUCGGGGAGCAUGUCGAUGUCCGCCUUCGUCGCAGGGAAGAUUGUCAAGUGACAACUGACACUGGAAGAAGUUGUGCGGUGGACAUCAACAAAUCGGGAGAAGAGCUUGGGCGAGAAGAAAAGCUGGCUUCCGCCAUUGUAAUGGGCUACAGCGUAGUCAUUUCUUCAGCCUGCGGUGCAGGACAAGAGGAAUAUCUCGUAGAAAUUUUACCAAGCGGCGAUGGCGUCGCAACCGGUAGUUCUGAGCAGCCGGAGAUCGCCGGGACAACGACCGCAGCAGCUGCAGUAGUAUCGCCUGGCACGACCGGCACACAACAUCAUCAACAAUCUCGUCCUCGUCCGGAGGUGGACCACGUCGGACGAGACACCACGCGCAUCCUUGGGAAGCCACUGAUUCUGAAACGAGUGAAGGAAAUGGAUUUGCUUCAAUCUGCUACGAGUGGGAAGGUACUUCCUUUUCGGGAGAAAGAACUUCUAUGGAACUACGAUGAAAAUGGAGUGUGUCAGGGAGUGCGGGUGGAAUACCGUGUAUACAUGCCAUUCAAUCCGGCCAUGUGGCUCCUUGUCGUCAAGAAUGUGAGGGGAUCGAGAGAUGGCGCCCUGUAUUGUGACCACAUCACGCCGGAGGGACUCGUUUUUCCGGGAGAGACGAUCGACCAAGCCAUGUUGCGACUGUAUGCACAGAAUCACAUUCCGAUCCGGGGUCGGGACGACGAACAGAGCAUUGCGGAUUUGGUUUCGGGUCGGCACGACAACUCUUACUUGCACCCACCACCGUGCGACGCGGAGUUUGACGACCUGGUCGAAAAUUUUCUAAACAAACCUCUGCCCCGGCCAGGAGAUGUGGAUGAUCAUGAAGAGACGCAAUCUACAACCGAAUCGCCCGAGCAGAGCCAGGCCGCUGCCAAAAACUCUUUCUACCGGAAAAGUCGGGUCAUGAACCGCUUGAGGUAUCUUCUGCAGUCGCGCGAUGAGCUCGACAUGACACAAACAAGACUUCGCCGGCUCGAGCUUGCCCUCACGAAAGAGGAGGAUGGAAUGAUAGACUACCCUGGCGCUUCGCGCAGUGCGAAGCGCACCAUGUGCCCCUGGCGAUCGCAGGCGGUCGAACUUGCUCGCAUCAUAGACGGUCGAGCAGAUAUUUCGUUAGACCAGAAAAUCGGAAGAAGUACAUACUUUUUCGCGCACCCGCUUGCAUGACGGGCCGCUUUCGUUUCGCUUCGGGGGCGGCGGGGUGCCCCGACAGUACACCCGGCCCGAGGACCUCGCUGCGCCAUGCAGCGGCUCGGGGGUUGUGGCUUGCCAAAGAGAGCCGGGGCGGCCUCCCGACCUCGAAGCCCGCCAAGAGCGAGAAACGCCGCCCCACCAAGCGGCCUCCCCGCGGGCCCGUCCCGGUCGGGCCGGUGCGCCGCCGCCAUGUUUUUUGCCGGAAGCGCAUGGGCCUGCUCGCCGUACCGGAGGGGCCGGCCCUCGAAGCAGUAGGGUGGGCGCGCGCCCCUAAGGUGGGGCCUGCUUCGGCCCCAACAACAGCCGCCCCACAAUUGGGGGGCCGGGAAGGGGGGCCCGGAAGGCGCGCGGGCCCCCCUUCUGGAGGGGGGGGUAAAAAGGGGGCCGAAUUGGCCCAAUUCUGCCGCCUUUUUUAGGGGGGGGCAAAAAAUGGCCUUCCCCCGCUACUACAGGGGGGGGGCAAAAUGAGCCAGAAUCGGGCACAUUUUACCCCCCCUCAAAAAGGGAGGCGAAUUGGGCCAAUUCGGGCCCCCUUUUCCCCCCCCUCCGAAAGGGGGAGGCGCGCGCGCCUCUUGGGGGGCCUGCAGUUCACCCGCCGGCCGGGGCCCCGGAAUGAAGGGAAAAGGCGCGCCAGGCCGCAGCCAAAGCAAGAGCUUUUCCGGGCCCGGAAGGGCUUCGCGUUGGGGCCCCGGGAUGCGCGCCGCGUCUGUUGUGUGUCCCCGACGUGGGCCCAGCGUGGGGGCGGGUGGCGAGGUGUUGGCUGUGUGCCGUCGCCUUCCUAUCUACGCCAAGCCGACCCGCCCCGGCCCCGGCCGCGCAGCCGCAAUGCCGGGGGCUAAUUUUUCCGGGAUAAAACAACCCGGAACGCGGUCGCGCCUUCGCACCCCCCAACCUCAUUCAGCCCGCGACCCCCGUUGCAAGGGGAUGCGCAAAAAAACAUGUACUUCUUCCGAUUUUCUGGUCUAAUUUCGGCGGCCGACAAGGAUCACUUUUUUGACAUUUGCGUUCAGGAGUGCCACAAGGACGGCACAUAUCUUGACACAGUUGUUCGCGCUCGUGAGGAACAGGACAAGCACUAUACUAAUGCGGCGCACUUGGCCGUGGGAAUUGGUGCUGUUGUGGUGGACCGCGAAUCAACUCCUUUGGCCCGGCGAGGGAGUCUUGCCCGCGAAGCGCUUCGACUGCGUCCGGACGUAAGCGAUGCGGUGUUUGGUCUGGCAUUGGAACUGCGCGCUCGUGGGCAGUGCGCGCUCGCGCUGGAGUUCGUUGCGCAGGCAAUUCAUGAUCAUCAUGCGCAGAACGCAAAAUACCGCGACGCGAUGCAAGAGCUGUUUGGUGUUGCACUGAGCGCCACAACCACAUUGGAAGGGACUCGUCCGGCCGGGAUGGACCUGGCGAUUUACAGUGCGAUGUGCGAUCCCGCCAAGAUCCAAAGAUUCCCUCAUUUGCGAGUUCGGUUCGACGUAAUGGGCAACCGACCGUAUCUGCGCCAACUGCAGAUGAAGGCCGUCCUUCUUGCGGAUCUGGGGCGAGCGAGGCAAGCACUGCUAGUUGGAAAAGUCAUGCUUGCGAUGGAUCCAGAGGAUCACUGCAACAUGCGGGGUCUCUGCUGCAAUUGGUGCAUUAUCACGAGGGAUUUCGACUACCUGCAACACGCACUCGAAAACAAUCCCGUACCGGAGGUACAAGAGACGAGGGCCGACGUGCGCUUCGCAUGCCUUUGGCUGGGUAUUCAAGACAAUAAUGUGGGGGCGACACCAGCACUGCGUGCUCGCUUCCUAAAGGCUCUCGAGGACCACCCUGUUUGCCCAAGUUUCAUUCUCGCGCGCGCAAGCUGCACAGGCGAAGCCCCUCCUGGUCUCGGCCCCGAGGACUCCGCCGCGCGCGAGGAACUCUCGUAUCACCGAGCGAACUCUGAUGCACUGUUGGAAGCUUUCAGUCGCUCAGACCUAGCGUCUGUGGUAAUGAACAGGGGAAUGGCUCCGAUGCGCAAGGGAGGCGUGUUGGUGCAUGAUGAGGCAAGGCGAUACGCAAGCAACUUUGCGAGGAGUGUAUGGCGCGAUGGCGCGCCGCUGCCUGGCGGCCGCAACGGGUGCGAUUGGUUGCGCGAACAAAUGACAGCGCAUUCGCGGCGACCGACUGAGGCAGAAUUGCGAAGGCUGCUAGGAAGACGUCGGAUACUCUUGAGACUGAAGUCGCCGCACGAAGAUCAAUCUGCGAACUCCACUACAAUGAGCCCGCCGCCGCCCUUCCCGGCUGAUGCCGCCGGGUCGCGGUCUCCUCUACGGCAUGUUCACGCAACUAACCGUAUGCGAAUGGUCGCUUAUCCGAGUCGACCCGAACGACAGGUAUACGUGGAUCGCUUGCGAGAGACUUCAGCUGUGGGCCCUACAGGAGAAGUGGAUACGAGGAUGCUCUUUGUUGUCCACGACGAGCUGCAAGGCGAAUGGACAUCCUUCACAUACGACGACGUGGUCGACGCUCCACUAAUAAACUUGCUGCUGCAGUGCCCGGCGCCUCGCGACUUUGCGUCGCCGUCCGAGGAUCAGGCAUUGGCACGCAUAAAUGCCGAGGCAGCGCAGCGGGAGCAAGAACGGGCACGAACACGGGCGCAAAACGAAGACGCGGCGCAGGAGCGUGCUCGCUUUGAGGAGGAGGUGAGGACGCAAUAUUUAGUCCGAUAUCGUGACGCUAAGGCCGUGGCAAAACACGUCUCGGAGCUGGCGCGAAAGCUCGAGGUGCAGAUUUUGCGCUCUGAGGAGGCCCGGUCCCCGCACCUCCUUGAAGAUUUUGGCGACGGUGACAGCACUGGCGACGACGGCUCUGCCAGGGGCAGGGUGGCAACACAGCAAAAUAAGACAAGAGGUAAUUAUGACGAAGAAGAUGCUUACGCGUGCUGUGCACUAGCACUGAAAGAACCUGAUAUGACGAACAAACUGGUGGAAGCCCUCGCAGCCCUAAAGAAAAAGCUGGAUCGUGAUGUCCGCAGAUUCGUUUCAGACGAAAUGGAAGAAAAUCAGGAUGUCCUGGCAGCUAUCACGCUGCACGACAACGAGUCCCUGUUGGCUGCCUUUCGCCGACUACUUGAGUCAGCAGAGAAUUCCCGCAGUCUACUCGAUAAUUUGAUCGCGCGCGCCUCCAAUAUGGACUUCGACUUAGAACAAAAAAUACCAGGAAGGCUAGACCAGAUCAAAACGAACGAUCAGAAGGAACUGCAUGGGGAAGUAACUGCUCCACUGAGUGCUCGGCAAAGCACAGGAGCGAGGACGUUGUCAGGAGCCCGAACACCGUCGACAGCUUCUUCUUCGCCGACAGGAAACAACGACCGACAUGAGGAAGUUGUAGACACGCAAGAUGAAAUCAUUGCAGGUGGCUUUGCAGCGCCGGGGGUUCAGAGCACGACGAGCGGAAACUUCGUCUGCGCACUCACUGACGAUAAAGACACUUUUAUGUCUUCGAACCCAAAUAGAAUUACACUCACGAAUGAGUCGAACAGGGACGCACUUCGCUUCUUGUGGAAGUGUGAGCAAUGUGGUGAGCAAAUCCCGAAAGGGAACACCAACGCCCGCAGAAAUCACACGAAGAAAUGUCCGAAGCGCUUGAUCUUUUGCGACAGGGACCACUGCAGGAUGCAUGUGACUGCGGACCGGUUUGAAUAUCACCAGGAGGCAGAGUGCGAGUCCCGUGACGUGGAGUGCUCUCAGUGUGGGUACGAUAAAGUUCCCGCUUGGCGCCUGGAGGACCAUAUGCGAACAGAUUGUCCAUGUCGUCUUGUGCAGUGCGACUUGCACGCGAGCGGCUGUGCCUGGGCGGGCCCGCUCGAAGAGCGCCCCAGGCAUUAUCUAACGUGCCCAUAUGCGCCAACUGAGUGUCCACAAUGCCUGGAGGUAUUCCCCCAGCACCAGCGUGCCGCCCAUCGCUGCAAGCGUGUCGACCCCCGUGGGGAGUGCCUUAUCUGUUUCGAAUCGUGGUCCACAUUGGUUUCGAAGCGCGGCAGCCCCCCUGCAAUAUUCCUUCGCGAUGGGCGCCGUACCUGUGUCUGCAAGUCCCACAACAUCUGCCUUGGCUGCGCAGACAAAGUGACGCACACAAGCGAGAACGGAAACGCAGCGUGUCCAUUUUGCAGAAGGGAGUGCGACUCGGCGACACCACUGCCGAUAAGCUUACUACUGGGGGUUCCAGAUACCACGACUGCCAGAGCUGCAAAAGCAGGCAAAAACAAAAGGUCGCCGGAGAAUAGUUCUCCCCCUACUCGAGCGCGGCAUGAGGACAAGGCGUUUCGGUUUACGGACGUUCUCUGCCGUCCUCCGGCUGACGCCGCUUUCGGUCGUACUUUCUGGGUUUCGCCACUCGACCUGCGCUUCACGCACGACUCGGUCAAAUCCGAAUUCCGCGACUACUAUGACCCGGAUGUCAAGAAACACAGGUCGCAGCAGAGCAUCCUUGGGUCGAUCCGCGAAGUAUUGCGCAUGCAGUCUGCCGGCCUCGUUCCAUUGCGGCUUGAGUGUCUGGAUGUGUGUUGGGAAAGCGCGUCGGUGCCGCGUGGUAGCACGACACGCACACCAGGCGAAGAACAAGGCCAGAACGACCAUACGCGGCUUUUGUUUCUCGCUGGAACCGGAAAUCGCAGACUCACCAUGUGGAGGCUGCUCGCCCUAUUUCGUCCGCAUCAGUUCUCGCUCAUAAAAGUCAGGAUCGUGGACCGGGCUGACCCGCGAAUCAAAUUUGACGAAAAGUGCACAACGAAAGACGAGGGGAGGUCGAUUUAUGUGCGAGGCUGUGGGAAUGUCGGACUUGCGAAAGAUGAGAUCACUUGGAAGGAGGCGCUUGAUCUGCUUAGGGACUAA
Molecule: messenger RNA, 7296 nt
Organism: Amoebophrya sp. A120
Lineage: Eukaryota; Dinophyceae; Syndiniales; Amoebophryaceae
Source: the annotation of a GenBank genome assembly